UUUUUUUUUGUUUCAUUUAAUUUAUUGUUAUUAUUAUAUAUAGUUCAUAUAUAUUUUGUUAUUUUUGUUUUAUUUUGGUUACCUUUUGUGUGUUUGUUAAUAUAAUUUCAAAACUUUAAAUUAUACAAAACAUUUUUUGUCCCAAACAGAGCUCAGACUUGUCAAGUGUGCAAUGAAAAGUCAAUAUUAUUGAAGAUCUCAAUAUGAACAUUUCUCAUCAGAUUUCAUCAAUUCCAGAUUUGAUUAUCUCUACAGUACAUUCACUCUACACCUCCAUGCUCUUCAUUUGUUUAAACAAAUGUUUCCGUUUAUUGUCUGCAAUGUCAAUUAUGAACUUUUUGUUUCUGUUUUAAGCCAUUUUGAGAGCAACAUCGGAGACUACGUUGAUACUUAAAUGAAAGACAAUAGAGAACUCCAUCAGAUAAGAAAAAUGACUUUGAGCAUUGAAAAAUCCUCUUUUUGUUUUUAUAUUUUUUAAUACGACACAAUGGCAUUUACCAUUCAAGUUUAACUUAAGAAGUUGAAAAAUACUAAGCAUAAGACCUGUUAUCCUAAACGUUCAAAGACGGUGUGUCAACCAUACAUUCAGAAUGUAUCAAACUUCAGAAUGAACGGACAAUUAAAAAAGCAGGAUCCUAAACAAUUGACUUCAAAACAAACAGUCGAUGUUCUGUUUAAACGUGCAGCUGCAGUCUGUACAUCAGAAAAUAAUCACUUCAGCUAUGUGUGGAAUGAUUCAAAGACAUCCAAGACUUUCUCCCACAUUCUCUCUCUCCCACUCACUCGACCCUUCAUGCCCUACCUCCUUUUUUAUUCUCUCCCAUCUGGUCUUAAUUUUACCAAAAUCCCCCCAUUCUCUCGCCCUUUUCACUCCGUUCAGCUUUACUGAAUACAGAUGUGGGCAGUUUAUAAGAGUUAAACAACCGGAAAUUCCUUCAAUCUUUAGGAGGCCAGAACUGAAGAAAAAGCAAAGCACAGAAUGCAAGCACAUUGUGUGAAUUCAAGUUUUACAUCUUCUGGGUUGCUGAGGGUUCUGGGGGAUUGUUAUGUGGUCCCAAAUCCUCAAAUCUCUGAUAUUCUGCUCCCUAGACAUGACCCGCGUCCCUCUUUCAACGGUCAGCUCAUCUCUCGCUCCAUUGAUAGCCAACACACCGAGUAAAAGAGAGAGAGGACGGGUGUUGUACUCUGUUCUGACUGUUUUCCUUCCAGGAAACACAUCCUGUAGCUGUGGAGUAACAUGUUUGUCAGAGAGAGAGAAAAAGACAGAGAGAGUUUCUUCUCAUGUACUCCCUGCCGUCCCAUCACAGUUCUUCUGGGCUUUUCAUGGAGAGGUACAAAUGUUCACACUAGUUAGGACGAGUCAAGUAAUCCGAGAUAGCACUUCAAAUUGAGCCAGUGAUCGAGAGAGAGAGAGAGAGAGAGAGAGAGAGAGAGAAGAAAAAAGAAGAAGCAGAGAACACAUCACGCAGAUCCUUCAGCAUUCUUCAGCGUUCCCAGCAGGGAGAAGAGGAGAAAAAAGUAGGCGCGGAUGUGCUGGACUUCAAAAAAAAAAAAAAAAAGGGAUAAACUCAGAAGAGCGACCAUUCGAUAGAUAUUGUGUGUGUUUAUGUGAUGGCCUUGGAGGUCUACGGUCCAGUCUUACGAGCAGCUGUGGCCCCGGAUUCAGAGGAGGAGGGCUAAAGACACCCGUCGCCCCGAAACCCCAUCAAAGCACGAGAAUGAGCGGUGAUGUCCUCUAGCUAACUUCUCACGGUGCGAGUGUGCGUUUCGGGCGAGGGGGAGACGGGCGCAGCGAGUUAAGGGGGGCGUAUGGCCGUGCGCAGGUUGGUGGUGGUGGCUGCAGCGGUGGCGCUGCUUUCUCUGGUUCUCAAUAACGUGGCUACGUUCAGCUCCAGCUGGGUGCUUCAAGUUCUGAAGGAUGGACACAGACGGAGCGUCGGACUCUGGAGAAUGUGUCCGCAGGAUGAUACGCAUGCUCACGGGCUGGUGGCCUGCAAGUGGCUGAAAUGGGGAUCAGACACGGCGGGGUACCAGGAGUCCCACAGCACUGUCAAACUUCAGUUUGACAUGAUGCGGGCGUGUAACCUGAUGGCCACGGUGGCUCUGACAGUGGGUCAGCUGAUCUUCCUGUUUGGGUUACUGGAGAUAAGCCACAUUACCCAGGAUUCUCAGUGGUGGGAGGAGGCCAUCGCUGCCCUGUUCCAGUUAGCCAGUUUCGUGCUGGUAAUAGGUCUUGUGACGUUCUACAGGAUUGGUCCCUACACUCACCUCUCAUACUCCUGCUAUAUAAAUAUCGCUGCAUGCUUGUUCGCCACGCUAGCGGCUGCCAUGCUAAUUUGGAAUAUUCUGCAUCGCCGUGACGACUGUCUGUCACCGCCCAUCAUUGUCAUCAGCCGAUCCUUGACCACACCCUUCAGGCCACGACUAGACAAUGACUAUGUAGAGUCGCCUUGCUGACAUGCGCUUGAGACAUAUGGAGACAUACGGGCAAAAUCACGAGAAUUCUUAAUUUUUAUGUGAACCUCCUGGAACUUAACACUUUAGGACAAGAGCAGUGAUGGUAACUGGGAAAUGUAACGGAUAAUGUUUUUGGACCGAAUGGAAUACUUCUGAAACUCUUGAAGUGGGAUGACAGAGAUCAAGCUGGAUCUUGACAGUUUAUAUUCAUAAAAAGGAAAAGCACAUCUGUAUGCACAUGUAUCGAUUAUAGUUCUACAAAAUGGAAAAGCAAAACAGAUUUCAAAAGGUGUCUACACGUGGCAUGGAAUGUCGAGUCACAGAUUUCUUACUGAAUUGAAUAAAAUCCUUCAGAAUCGAAAAGUUUCCACAAUAAAAUUCGGGGGAAAUCUCCGAAAAAGAUUGAAGGUGCCUUUACACAACAACAAAAAACUAAAAACAGAACAUUUUUCUUUUUUAAAGCUUUUGCAUACAAGACAACAUUGUCAAAAUGAUCCCAGUUUACUAGAUGAAAAAGAAUAAAAAGGCUGUAUUUUGGAUGCCAGGCUAGUAGUUGGCAAUGUCACUUUGUAAAGAAACACUACCAGGCUGCACACAUACGCUUUUUUAUUAUACAUUAAAUAUAACAAUAAAUGAUUAAAAAUAUAAGCACGUAUGUAUUCUUCUACACAGCAGCAAACUACUGCAUUAAAUCACCAUUUUCACAAAUGAAAUUUUAGACAGAGAUGAAAACAUUGCGUAAAUGAAUGGCAAAACACAAAGAUAGUUCUGUGUUUAGCUUUAAAAACUGUUGUUGUGUAAACGUCCUUUAAAUGGGAUAAAACACCUUAACCUUCCCUACAAAACAAACAAAGAAAGAAAAAACUCUUAAAAAAUGACAUGAAAGUGAAGCCUUUAGGGAUUUUUGCAUCGUGGCAUUCAUGACUAUAAAGCGAAUUUUUAACUAUUUCAAACUAUUUUUGUAAUUCAUAUUCUCAUUCAUUCUCAUUUUAUCGUGUACUAUAAAUAUUAUAAUACAAUAAAACCACGCUUUGCAAAUACUGAAACAAUGUUUCAAAAUCUGCAAACAUAAAAAUAUCACAAUGCAAUAACUGUACAUGUUUCGAGAGGUAAUAUGGUCAUCCAAACAUUUUAGCCCAAAUGUUUAAUUACAGAUAUACAAGAAAAUGGAGAUUUUGUGAAAAGCAUAGAAUUGCAUAGAUUCUGUGCUGGCUUUAACAUCUGGUACCAAAAUCUGUGAUAUUUUUGGGCUGUUUGCUCACCUGAAGUUUUUACAAUUCAACAUUAUAAUCUGUGACCUGUCAACCCUGACCCGUAAUUUAAAACUAUGUUCAAUUUCAGAUCGAUCAUGUCUUCCUGAUGCUUUUUAUCAAUGUUUGAACUAUGUAAGUUAAUUUCUAGACACAGAAUUUGCUAACCUAUGCCUGUGGUACCCAUAUAUAUAAAUUUAUAAUACAGAGCUAUAUUAAGUAUGUUAUUAAAAUCACAUUUCACUCCAAGCAGGGCUGAUAUAAUAAUAAUAUUAAUGUAAUAAAGACAUAAAGCCA
This is a messenger RNA of Triplophysa dalaica, 4004 nucleotides long. RefSeq names its product transmembrane protein 204 (gene tmem204). Lineage: Eukaryota; Metazoa; Chordata; Actinopteri; Cypriniformes; Nemacheilidae. The transcript has 3 exons. The coding region runs from base 1810 to 2457 and encodes 215 amino acids. The record is from RefSeq and is a predicted model, not a curated record.